Trypanosoma grayi is the source of this 1128-nucleotide messenger RNA. RefSeq lists its product as hypothetical. The transcript has a single exon. The record is from RefSeq and is a predicted model, not a curated record. The coding region runs from base 1 to 1128 and encodes 375 amino acids. Lineage: Eukaryota; Euglenozoa; Kinetoplastea; Trypanosomatida; Trypanosomatidae.
AUGGGUCACCGUUUUCGUGCAGUCCACGUGAAGGAAGCGCGCGAGGCUCACGACGAGGGCGCCGCGCAGAACGUCGGAGCCAACGCAGGCGGCCCACCGCUCCACCGCACGGGACACGAUGAGCGGCAUGUACGUGCGCUCAUCGUUUCUCUCCGGCUGCAGCAGCUCAAAGAGACGGGUGAUAGCCUCGUCCAUCAGCGGCGGCAGCGCGGCCAUCCACAGCAGUUCUCCGAUAGCCACAGAGAGAGUGCGCUGCACCGCACGAGUCAUGGUGCCGGACUGAUAGAUGCGACUUAUAAUGCGUGCGGACUCGUCCAUGCUCACCGCAAAAAAGUGAUCCAAGCCGCCUGCACGCUGUGGUGCGGCCAGCAGGCGCCCAAGUGCCACGCCCACCGCGUCCUGGAGCUGUGGGGGGAGGUCGUUGCCCCCCACGACGUAAAUGAGCAUCUCGCGAAUGGUGGCAAAAUGCGCCGCUUCGAGCGAGAUGUCGCCUUGCAGCAGCACGCAGAUGGCCUCCACCGCCGUCUGCCGCACCAAAGGCUCGACGCAAGACACCGCCUUGCGCAGAUAUUCCAACCAGGCUGCGGUGAAGACGGGCUGCUGUUGCAACACAUGGUCGCCGCCUCGUUGCUGUUUUUGCUGCGGCUGCUGCUGCUGCUGCAGGAGGAGACACGGAAGCAGUUCCAGUGCGGCCACCCGUGUUGUGACUCCCACUGUCUUGACGGGGUGCGGGAGGUGGUACCGCGGCGCGCACUCUACGCGUGUUGGUCGCCGACGGAGAAUGACGCGCAGCAGCGUCAGUACGGCUGCGAGUACACCACUGGUGCUGCUGCGGUCCUUCGACAGCAGCUUCACUGCGUCCCAGAGCUGCAGUGCGAGAUGAGAGGCAUUGGCGCUCGGCUUCGUGCGUGCCAGCAUAACAUCGACUGCGCCCACCCACGAAUGCACAGCCAUGCACGAGAGCUGGUCGCGCUGCACGCUCUCCACGGCGAACCCCAGGACGCCGGAGACGACGCCGUUCGACACCGCCGCCCUCCACUCGUUACUAUCCAUGGCAAGGACAUGGGACUCGAUGAGUUGCACCGCCUCCACAUAAUCCGCCUGGUCCUGCGUACUCAAAGGCGAUGA